This is a messenger RNA of Raphanus sativus (radish), 753 nucleotides long. Its product is annotated as SKP1-like protein 4. Gene Ontology annotation, cellular component: cytoplasm; nucleus. Bases 96 to 581 code for a protein of 161 amino acids. Gene Ontology annotation, biological process: SCF-dependent proteasomal ubiquitin-dependent protein catabolic process. Gene Ontology annotation, molecular function: cullin family protein binding. Lineage: Eukaryota; Viridiplantae; Streptophyta; Magnoliopsida; Brassicales; Brassicaceae. The record is from RefSeq and is a predicted model, not a curated record. The transcript is spliced from 2 exons.
UUUUAUUCAUUCAUCGCUAACUGUCGAGUCCUCCUCCUCUCUCUCUCGCUCUAUCUUUGCCGUUUCGAAUCAAAGUCGUUUCUUUUACCGCAGAUAUGUCGAAGAAGAUCAUCCUGAAGAGUUCCGACGGCGAAUCGUUCGAGGUCGAUGAAGCGGUUGCGCUCGAGUCGCAGACGAUCAAGCACAUGGUCGAAGACGACUGCGUCGCUGACGGGAUCCCUCUUCCGAACGUCACGAGUGUCAUCCUCGCUAAGGUAAUCGAGUACUGCAAGAAGCACGUCGACGCCGCCGCCGAAGCUGAGGCCGGAGACAAGGAUAUCUACGGUAACACCGAGGACACCGAGCUCAAGAAGUGGGAUACCGAGUUCGUCAAUGUUGAUCAGCCUACGCUCUUCGAUCUCAUCUUGGCUGCUAACUAUCUGAACAUCAGUGGACUUCUUGACUUGACGUGCAAGACUGUGGCGGAUAUGAUGGUAGGCAAGACUCCAGAGCAGAUGCGCGCCCACUUCAACAUCAAGAACGACUACACGAAGGAGGAAGAAGAAGAGGUUCGCAAGGAGCAUGCAUGGGCCUUCGAGUGACUUAUGAUCUCUCCUGGUGUUUGUUUUAGGAUUGUCUUCUAUUAGAUGUCUUCUUUCUUUUUCUCUUUUGGUUUGAAGUUUCAUCAUCUGUGUACGAACCCCUAAUGGCUUUGUUCUACUGACAAGUUCUGUUGGUUUUUUUUUAGAUCAUAAAGUUUGUGUCUUUUUGCUU